Molecule: messenger RNA, 1578 nt
Organism: Microthlaspi erraticum
Lineage: Eukaryota; Viridiplantae; Streptophyta; Magnoliopsida; Brassicales; Brassicaceae
Source: the annotation of a GenBank genome assembly
AUGGGCGAUAACGGCAACCCGAACAUGGCUGCUCAGUUGCAGCAGCUUCAGCAGCAGAUCGAGCAGAUGCGGAAGGCUCAACAAGAUCGAGAACCGCAACCUCGUCCUGCUAUUGGAGACAAGGACAAUCCGCACACCUUCUAUCAAAACCGGUCUGCGAUUGUCCCUCCAAACGUGCAGAGGCAAGACUUCGAGAUCAAGCCCGGCAUGAUCGCUCUAGUCAAGGAUCACAUCUUCCAUGGACUUCCUGCUGAGAUUCCUGCGGACCAUAUCCAGAACUUUGAGGAGAUAUGCAGCACGACUGGUUCGAAUGGAGUACCGGCUGACUUUCUGAAGUGCAAGCUAUUCCCGUUCUCACUUGCCAACAAAGCAUCUCGCUGGCUGAAGUCAUUACCACCUGGUUCUUUGACUUCAUGGGACCAAGUUAGAGCAGCUUUCCUGGACCACUUCUACACGAAAGCAUCUUUCCAGCAGUAUGAUGGAGAAGCUUUCUGCGAAGCAUGGGAGAGAUACAAGGAGUGCCGAAGAGAGUGUCCUCAUCACGGAUACUCUGACGAGCAGAUCCUGAGCAUCUUCUACGAUGGAGUCAACUGGGACUACAGGAAUGCUUUGAACGCAGCCAGCAAUGGCGAUUUCAUGACGAAGUCCAAGGAAGGUGCAUUCGAGCUGAUCGAGAAUCUUGCAGCGAGCUCGAGCAACAAGAACGCUGAGUACGACAGAACAGUGAGCACUGUAUCUGUCAAAGGAAGCAGUGCUGACGCGAAGAAGAUUGAGGAGCUCACUGCGAAGGUGAAUCUAUUGAUGAAGGCGCAGCAGAAGUCUGUUCACGAGAACGAUGAUGCACCUAUCUCUCAAGAGUUUGGAGGAGAAGAGGACGACGAUGAUCAGAUGGAGGAUCAGGUCUAUCCGCCUCGAUCGAACCAGAACCAGCAGAGUUAUCAGAAGAGCUAUCCUAACAGCUUCCAGGAGAAGACCUUUGCCCCAAACCAGAAUCGUUCUCAGGGAGGUAACCAACAGAAGGCGCAGUUCAGCAAUCAGCAACAACCUUCAGGUUCAUCGAACAACUCGAACGAUGAGCUUAAGGGUAUGAUGCAGCAGAUGUUGAUGAACCAGCAGAAGUCCACUGCGGAGACACACUUGAAGAUAGACACCAUGUACAACGAUCUGAAUGGGAAGUACGAAGCUGUGUGGACUCACGUGAAGAAGCUGGAUGUCCAAGUCGCUCAAACCGCUGAAGCUGUGAAGAGACCUCAUGGAACCCUUCCUGGGAAAGGAGAGCAAACCCCAGGAACGAGGCAGGCAAGGAGAAAGCCGACGAGAACUGGAAGAAGUGAAGUCGAUCGAGCUGCAUCCAGCGGAGUCGAUCGAGCUGGUGAUGACGCCUCAAAAGACUUGGAGGAUGCAAAGUGUAAGGAGAUGCUGAAGGACUUGACUGUGAAGCUGCCUCUGUCUGAUGCUGUUCAGAUGAUUCCUGCUCUGAAGAAGUACAUGAAGGAGCUGAUAUCUGGGAAAGUAGCUGAGGAUGAGAACGUCAUGCUAGUAUCGAGGAGUGCAGCGCUGUGCUGCAGAACAAGGUGA